AUGGUGACUUCACUGAGCAUGGUGUGGCUGACUACAUCACGAAACGGUCUGGAGUUAUCGUCUUUACUACGCAGCCGAUUUUGCUGCCUUCCUUCGAGCCCGGUCUCAAUAAGGCAACAUUGA
This is a messenger RNA of Colletotrichum costaricense, 123 nucleotides long. RefSeq lists its product as uncharacterized. Lineage: Eukaryota; Fungi; Ascomycota; Sordariomycetes; Glomerellales; Glomerellaceae. The transcript has a single exon. Bases 1 to 123 code for a protein of 40 amino acids. The record is from RefSeq and is a predicted model, not a curated record.